AUGGACAACGAGAGUGGAUCUCAAAAGGAAGAGAUAACAGUAGAUCGAACGGCUUUAGAAACCACAAUUUCAAGAACUAAUGCCCUUGCACCCGACCAAGAGUUGGGAUUCUCACAAAGACGGUGGCAUACCACUGAUUUUGGGCUCAUUCCUAUUCCAAAGAGACUCCGAUACCAUCCAGAUGAACCUCCAUUCCAUUUCGGGCUGCUCCUGAACGCCUCGUUCGGGUUUGCGAGCACUUUCGUUGUGGCGAAUCUGUAUUACUGUCAACCGUUAUUGAUCCAGCUAUCAGAGUCAUUCAACGUUUCAUACGAUGAAAUUUCAAAAGUUCCAACCCUUGUACAAGCGGGUUACGCUGCUGGCCUGCUCCUGAUCUCACCCCUGGGUGACCUUGUCCGUCGACGACAGUUAAUCCUUCUGAUUGUUCUCCUCUCUACAACGCUCUCCAUUCCUCUUGCAGUAACAUCGUCCCUUACGGUCUUCCUCACCUUCUCCUUCCUCGUGGGCUUCGUCUCUGUAACUCCACAGGUUCUACUUCCCCUCGCUGCCGACCUUGCACCGGCACACAAACGUGCAUCUGCGCUCUCCGUUGUCUUCGCAGGACUUCUCUUUGGUGUUCUCAUCGCUCGUGUUUUCGCCGGCAUCAUCGCACAGUUUACCUCAUGGCGUGUCGUCUAUUAUCUUGCUAUUGGCUUGCAAACUGUCGUACUCAUUGGGUCUUGGGCGCUGUUACCGGACUUUCCAGCGAAGAACCAGGGGACGGGAAUGACUUAUCAGAGGAUAUUGUGGACGAUGGGCAAGUACGCGGUGACGGAGCCCGUACUGAUUCAGGCUUGUUUGGUAAACAUGGGGAGUAGUGCGAGUUUUAGUGCUUUCUGGGUCACCUUGACGUUUUUGUUGGGCGGGGACCCGUAUAAUUAUUCCACUCUCGUUAUUGGCCUUUUUGGCUUAGUGGGUAUGUUUGGUGUCGCUAUGGGUCCUUUCGUUGGAAAGGCAAUUGAUGCACUCCCGGCCUAUUAUGCAUCAUUGGUGGGGUGCAUCGCGUUGAUCAUUUUUCAGGUUGUUCAAGUGGUCGGAAAUGGGAUUAGUAUCGCAGCAGUCAUCAUUGCAGUGUUGGGCUUGGAUAUUUUCAGGCAAAUGCUUCAGACUAGUUUGGCGUCAAAUAUAUUUAGUAUUGCACCCGAAGCUCGAGCACGUCUUAACGCCGUGUAUAUACUUUCGCUCUUCAUCGGCCAGGUCACUGGAACAUCCGCCGGGACGUACGUCUUCAUCCACUACGGAUGGCGCCCGUGUGCUCUCAUGACACUGGGAUUUGCGAUCUGGCAGAUUGUGAUCUUGCUAUUGAGAGGGCCGGGGCUGGAUCGCUCGGAUUCUGUGAGAGAGAAAAGGUGGAUUGGAUGGAAUGGAACUGGAUUGGAGCGGAAGCUCAAUGCCUCGGAUAUCACAGAAAAAGAAGGCAAAAGUGAGAGGGAGAGUGGGAAUGUCCGACCCGAAGGUGUGGAUACGAAAAUUAACGACGGGAUUACGGCUACCGAUUCCGAUCCCAAACGUUCAUGA
This is a messenger RNA of Lentinula edodes (shiitake mushroom), 1557 nucleotides long. RefSeq names its product MFS superfamily. NCBI's taxonomy places the organism in Eukaryota, Fungi, Basidiomycota, Agaricomycetes, Agaricales, Omphalotaceae. The transcript has 9 exons. Gene Ontology annotation, molecular function: transmembrane transporter activity. Gene Ontology annotation, biological process: transmembrane transport. The record is from RefSeq and is a predicted model, not a curated record. The coding region runs from base 1 to 1557 and encodes 518 amino acids.